AUGGAUUUAUUACUUAAUUUAAAUCAUCUACAAAUGAUUAGAAAUCUUGAAGAGUUGGAACUCGAAAGGAAUGAUAAUCGACGAUUUUAYAYCGYUGAAAAUGCAUUGGACGAUUUAAAUGAUCGUCAGUUCAUCAAAAAGUUUAGACUACCUAAACAAAACGUCCGAGAUCUUAUACAUGAACUAUCUCCAUUUAUGAUCCAUCCUACUAGACGCUCUGCUAUUACUAUCGAACGAAAGCAAGAUAUUGGCGAAAAUAGAGCUUCUUCGAUGAGUCAGUCAGCUGUUAAUCAGUGCAUAACAGAAGUUACCGAAGCUGUAAAUCAACCGCUAGUUUUCAGUAAACAUGUUUAUUUUCCUAGAACUAUAGAAGAGUUGAACAUUGUCAGGCAAAAAUUUUUCGARAAGUAUAGAAUUCCUGGUAUAGUAGGAAUUGUGGAUGGUACGCAUAUCGCUAUUGUACCUCCUAAGAGUGAGGGUAUGUAUCCGGAGCAUAAUUACGUCAAUUGGAAAAAUUAUCACUCCAUUAACACUCAGUUGGUAAGAAUAAUCCUAUUACAAUUAUUAGAUAGAUAG
Diuraphis noxia (Russian wheat aphid) is the source of this 576-nucleotide messenger RNA. RefSeq lists its product as uncharacterized. The record is from RefSeq and is a predicted model, not a curated record. Lineage: Eukaryota; Metazoa; Arthropoda; Insecta; Hemiptera; Aphididae.